Molecule: messenger RNA, 996 nt
Organism: Lasiosphaeria miniovina
Lineage: Eukaryota; Fungi; Ascomycota; Sordariomycetes; Sordariales; Lasiosphaeriaceae
Exons: 2
Coding region: 1-996 (331 amino acids)
Source: RefSeq, a predicted model, not a curated record
AUGCCUGCUCUCGAGGCUAGACAGGCGAUUGCUUGGGGUUUCUGGAACACUCCUGCAGAAUGCGUAGAGGGGAACCUCGAUCCAUUUUUCGAAUACUAUGCCAGACAAUGCGAUCUGAUGGUGCUCCGCGACGGAGGACGCCGCACAUCGGUGAAGACGCACGCAGACAUAAUCCAGCUCGCUAGGUCGCUAAGAGCGCUCGUUAAGAGGGAGAGCAUCUCUUGUCGGUUCCCUAAAACCUCGCCGACCGACGUCCCGGACGGAGAGCGGGACAGCCACUCGAUCGAUCUCGCGGCGCGUUUGCUGCUGAUGAUAAAGGUUGGCGACCUGUGGCCCAAAGUACAUCUCGCCAGACCCAUCAAGUGGGACCGAGGGACGAUAAAAGAGCACAUUGAGCGGUGCUUCCCCGCCAGGGCCGAACUGAACCAUGACAAAGUCAACCUGGACAAGAUACUCAACGCGCGGAACCUAAGUAAGAUUGCCGGAAUCGAGGUGGUCUGGACGGACAACCUGACAGACCACCUCAGGGUCAUGGAUGACGACACGGUGGCAGUCUUCCAUCACGCGUCGUUUCUGUUGCGCCAGCAGAGCGACGAGUCUCUCUUCCCGCCCGAUUUCCUGCUCGAGACCCUUCAGACGCUCAAGCUCCUGUUCCCCAGAUGGGACCGGCCCACGCAGGCAUGGUUUCGAAACGAGAUGUCACGGUCUUCUGGAGCUCUCGACCCGGCGCUGGUCCAAGUCGGUUAUCUCAGCGCCGACGAACGCAAGUUCGAGAACUUCGGAUACUGGCAUGACCGCUUGGUGAUGGUAGCGCAGGCGUUUGACGAGGCGCGGCCGAAUUCCAUCAGGCGCUGGUGGGUUGACAGGAGGAACGGCGUGCAGUGGUCGACCUUCUGGAUUGCCGUUGCUGUCCUGAUCCUCACUGUCGUCUUUGGACUGAUCCAGUGCAUCGAGGGUGGUAUCCAGGCGUACAAGGUCCUGAACCCAGGAAAUUGA